CACCAGCGGCCUCAGAGUGAAGGCCUGGGUGGGGGCCAAAGGGGCUGCUGCGGACCUUGGCUGGGGAGGAGAUUUUGUGCCCCAGAGGUGAGGAGGAGGCGGCUAUGCCCUGCAGUGACCUGCAGGAACCAGGUCUGGAGUCUAGCGGGAGCCUCGCCCGUGGGGGAUGGAGGAGGCGGGGCAGUGAGGGCAGAAGUGAGGAAGGUGGUCCGCAGCCACUCAGGAGGGCCCUCCCCCUCCUGUGGCAGCGGAGGGGAGGGUGUGCGGGGAGAGGUGGGGCCUGGGCCCAGGGUGAGGCUGAGCGGCCCUUGCCAACCAGCCGGACCAGCUCCUGUGGGUGUCCGGCAUGAAAGCGAGAUGGAUUGGGAGGGAUGCUGGGGGAAGGGAUGGGCAGGGCAGAAGUGCCCAGUGACCUUGCACCUGGGGACCCUGGCUUUGGGGCUCCCCGGAGGACCCUCAGCUUGGUUCUGGAGGGGAACUUGCAGUUCAAAUGGCACCGGAUGGCAGCUGAGACCCAGCAGUGUAGGAAUCUGCCCCGGUAUCUGGUGAGGCUGUGGGAGGGGAGAAAGCCCGGCUUCCUGGCCACUGAGUGGCUCUGGUCAAGCUCGGGGCUUUGGGAAGCAUUCCUGGGAGGAUGGGCGAAGGUGGCUGGGCUGCUGGGAGGGCAGCAGGGGAUGUGGAAACUCUGACAGGCCUAAUUCCACCCCCCCACCUCCUGCCGCCUCAGUUUCCCUUUCUGCAGGGGUGGAUCACCCUGUCUGCCUUGCAGGGCUGCUGCAGGGGCGAGUUGAAGUCGUGCUGUAUGAGUCACGACUUGGUGUAUUUACUCUUGGGUGGUGGGGCAGGCCCUGUAUGGGUCACCCCAGUUACCAAGGAGGCCCGUUCUCCUCUGCUCCCCUUUCCCAGCCCUGCCCGCUCCCUCCUUUCAGGUCAGCCAUGUUCCCCUCCACCGGUCCUGGCCUGGCUCACCCCACGGUCAAGGCGCUGGGGGAGGUGCUGCCUCUCUGGAUGGUGAGGGUGCCCAGUGCCUGGCCUGAGUCGGGGUGAUGCUGAAGAUGCUGACCUUCUUCCAAGGACUUCCAGGCCAGCAGCCUGUGUCCGGGGCCCCUGACUUCCCCAGAAGCGCCCAGAAGUUGCCCUCUACCUCAGAGGCAGAGUCUGAGGCUUCCAUGUCGGAGGCCUCCUCCGAGGACCUAGUGCCAUCCCUGGAGGCCGAGGUGGCCACAGACAGGGAUGAAGAAGAGGCCGGCAAGAAGAAGAAGAAGUCGAAAGGCCUGGCCACCAUGAUCAGUGUCUUCACCAAAGGGAGGAAGAAGAAGGGUCAACCGAGCUUAGCAGAGACUGAGGGCGAGUCUGAGUCCAGUCUGCAGCCGCCUGCCCAGCUGCCCACAGUGGAGGAGCUCAAGGCCGACCUGGAGCGCGGGCGGCUGGAGGCGGCGCGGCCUCUGCUGGCGCUGGAGCUGGAGCUGCAGGAGGCCGCGGCGGCGGGUCGCGCGAGCGCGGAGGAGCUGGUGCGGCGCCAGAGCAAGGUGGAGGCGCUGUACGCGUUGCUGCGCGACCAGGUGCUAGGGCCGCUGCGCCGGCCGCUGGAAGCGGAGCCCGAGCGGCUGCGCCAGGCACUGGCCGUGCUGGCCGAGCAGGAGCGCCAGGACCGCGUGGACGCGGCGGCGGCAGCGGGGCCCCCGGGGUGCCCGGGGCUGGCGGCCACGCGGCCCCGGGGCUGGCUGCAGCUGUGGCGGGACGGCGUGGCGCAGGCGGCCGCGGAGCGCCUGAGCCAGCAGCCGGCCGCGGACGCCGAGGGCCUCACGGAGGCCGAGCGCGCCUUCCUGCACAUGGGCCGCACCAUGAAGGAGGACCUGGAGGCCGUGGUGGAGCGCCUCAAGCCGCUCUUCCCCGCCGACUUCCGCGUGGUGGCCACCUACGCCGAGAGCUACCACGGAGAAUUCGCGUCCCAGCUGGCAGCCCUGGCGCAGUUUGAGCUGUGCCCGCGAGACACCUACAUGCUGCUGUUAUGGGUGCAGAACCUCUACCCCAAUGACAUCCUCAACAGCCCCAAGCUGGCGCCUGAGCUGCAGGGAGUCAGACUGGGGACCCUUCUGCCCCCAACCCAGAUCCGGCUGCUAGAGGCCACGUUCCUCUCCAACGAGGUGGCCAGCGUGAGGGAGCUGACGGCCCGAGCUCUGGAGCUGGAGUCAAACCGCUGGACCAACGAUGAGGCCCCGCAGAGGCUGGACGGCCGCUGCCACAGUGAGCUGGCCAUCGACAUCAUCCAGAUCAUCUCCCAGGGCCAGGCCAAGGCCGAGAGCAUCACCUUGGACCUGGGCGUGCAGAUAAAGCCCUUGCUGUUGGAAGAGCUGGCCAGGUUCCUCAGGAGCUACCAGGGUGCCUUUGAUGGAUUUCUGGAGAGAUGCAGACAGCUGCGAAAUUACAGGGCCAAUGUCAUCGCUAACAUCAACAACUGCCUCCCUUUCCGGAUGUCCGUGGAGCAGCGGUGGCAGACACCUCCAGACCUCCAGAGGUCCCUGCUGAGGCCUCUGAAUGAGCUCAAGAGCUGCGGCUUUGAUACCCUGCUCCAGAGCCUGUUUGGGGACCUGAAGCCGCUGUUCAAGAGGUUCACUCAGACCCGCUGGGCUGCCCCCCAGCAGACCCUGGAGGAAAUCGUCUCCGCCGUGGCCGAGAGGAUGCCCGAGUUCUCAGAGCUGCAGGACUGCUUCCGGGAGGAGCUCCUGGAGGUGGUCCAUCUGCACCUGGUGAAGGAGUACAUCGCCCGCCUCUGCAAGCGGCGCCUGGUCCUCAAGACGGCGGAGCAGCAGCAGCAGCUGGCGGGGCACGUCCAGGCCAACGCCCAGCUCAUCCAGCAGUUCUGCACCCAGAAUGGCUCCCCUGCCACCUGGCUGCAGGAUGCCCUCCCCACGCUCGCAGAGAUCAUUCGCCUGCAAGACCCCAGUGCCAUCAAGAUUGAGGUGGCCACCUACGCCACCUUGUACCCUGACUUCAGCAAGGGCCACCUGAGUGCCAUCCUGGCCAUCAAGGGGAACCUGUCCAGCAGUGACGCCAAGAGCAUCCGGAGCAUUCUGGACAUCAACACGGGGGCACACGAGCCCUCCAAGGCCCUAUUUUCGCUUAUAAAGGUUGGUUAGCUUU
Bubalus bubalis (water buffalo) is the source of this 3144-nucleotide messenger RNA. Its product is annotated as tumor necrosis factor alpha-induced protein 2-like. The transcript has 12 exons. Bases 1047 to 3140 code for a protein of 697 amino acids. Gene Ontology annotation, cellular component: exocyst. Gene Ontology annotation, biological process: exocytosis; exocyst localization. The record is from RefSeq and is a predicted model, not a curated record. Lineage: Eukaryota; Metazoa; Chordata; Mammalia; Artiodactyla; Bovidae. Gene Ontology annotation, molecular function: SNARE binding.